Molecule: messenger RNA, 1420 nt
Organism: Nicotiana attenuata
Lineage: Eukaryota; Viridiplantae; Streptophyta; Magnoliopsida; Solanales; Solanaceae
Exons: 2
Coding region: 318-1139 (273 amino acids)
Source: RefSeq, a predicted model, not a curated record
AAUAUCCAUAGAUGCUUCUAGAAAAUUGAUACCAAAUUGUCUACUCCACAAAUAUCCACUCCUCCACCAAUUCAACCAAAAUACCCAAAUCUUCUUUCUCUUGUUCUUCAACAAUCCAUAUUCAAUUUUUUCCUAUUCAUUAAUUCAACUUUAUUUAGCUGCUGUACAUGAUUUAUGGGAGUCGAGGUGAUCAGUCGAGGUGAGUACAAGCUGACUCGAACUGUAAAUUUCUAAAGAAAGUGUGAAUAAUCAAACUACACAUAGACUGUGUGUAGUGUGUGUUAUAUGUGUAGUGUGUGUGUGUUCCUGAAGCUGCAAUGUCACCAAAAACCCUAGAUUCACGUCAAGCUAUUGAAUCCUGUACGUAUCAUCUCCAUUCAUGGAAGCCCUUUCAGCUCCCAAACCCUAAUCCCAAAACCCUAGAUUCCUCUGAUUCACCAAAACCUUACUCUGCACUACAGACUAAGCGCCAAUGUAGAGCGGAUCGAGCUACUUCGAUCCCGAUUGAAACCCUAGACAUGUCGAAAUUGAGCUUAUUUGAUGAUGAUCGCCCUUUAUCGGCUAACAAACGGGAGAAAAAUAAGAAUAAUCUCCGUUUGAUAGCCGGUAAAAGGAGGCGGCGUGGGUCCCGUUCUGUUUCAGGAAGGAGCAGUGAUCGGAGCGGGACAAACCGCCCACGCCGUUGUUGCUCCGUGGGAGCAUCAGCGGCUUAUGGGACUUGUUCUGAUUUUCCUGUAGCUGUUGGGACUGAUUCUAGUGGAGAGUUGUUUGUAAAUGGGGAUAUGAAUUGGACAUUGGAUGUUAGUGAGGUUACUAGGAAUUUGAAGAGAGAGAAAGAAAGUGGUGGGGUUAGUGAGAGAGAGAAUAAUUUUAAUGGUUUAUUAGGGGGGCAAAUUGGGAAUUUUGAGGGUUUGGGGAAUGAAUCAGGGUAUGGGAGUGAACCGGGUUAUAGAGGCGAUGCGGAGUUUGGAUAUGGUGAUGAGUUUGAUGAAGAAGAAGAUGAUCAACAGAGGUUCUCAUUAUGGGGCGACGAAUUUGGAGCACUCUCUAAGAUGGAGAAGGUUGGUGAGAACACAUUACAAAAGGUGCACCAUAGAUGUCGGCGGAGGAAACAAGACUGUAAAAUGGUGAUCGCCUGAGGUUGCUGAUGCUGAUGAAUAAUAUUUAUAGUUUUGACUGUAUUGUUGUAGCUGAUUCCAGGAUUUGACAUUGACAUGUAUGAACGUAUAACGCAUGACACCAUCUUCUGGCUAUAUAGAUUCUUUGUUGUGUACAAAUACAAUCAGUAAUUUAUAGGCCAUUAGCAUUGUACUGUACCAUCACUAUGAAAAUAUAUCAAUAUUGGUUAAAGCAUCGCGCACCUUAUACGUAUUUGGGGUGCAAGAAUCAUGAAUAUAUUCGAAAAAGUUGCUAUUUUUUU